GUUGCAAACGCCCAACGCAACCACGGUUAACAACGGCCAACGACCACAGCUCAACUGACGGUUUUCUUGCGCAUUGGGGCCACCAGACCAUCUGAAGCACGACUUCGGAUGGAAAGGAACUGGACAAGCACCAUUGUGACCGUACGAUCUUGCCAUACCGUGAUCCCUCGGUCGUAACGUCAUAACCGACUGCGCGUGGAAAAACCGGGGUCUCAAUCUCCCAUUUAAAGUUCACAGUUCCCCGCGAUUCUCGAGGCCCGGGUCUUUGUCCCGGUCACCCCACUCACAGAAGAACAGCUUCAACAACUGCGUACCGAGGCUUCGUCACUUCCUUCACCGUCGAACUUCAAGCACAUAAGACAGAUAUAUCGAGCAGCAAUGGGCCGCCCUCCGGCCUACCUUUUCGUGGUCAGGCAUGGCUAUCGACUCGACGCUGCCGACAAGCAGUGGCAUCUCUCAUCGCCAACACCUUACGACCCUCCACUGACAUACAGCGGCUGGCAGCAAGCAAAGAGCUUGGGUGUGCGAAUCGCGUCCAUAAUACGGGAGAGAAUCCAGGAGGAGGAACGCGUCUCCAGCCAAUGUGCAGAUCCAUCUAUGAAACCGAAGCGCAAGAGAUACGAAGUGGUACUCCACAGCUCGCCAUUCCUGCGAUGCAUUCAAACGUCUAUCGCCAUCAGUGCAGGUCUUGCUCAGGACUCCACUCCUUUCGAAACAAAGAGCCCCGAGCUCGCUUCAUCUUCACCAGCACCUACCUCCGGUGCCCCAUCUAGACCAACUCUCGUCACGAAUCUGCGCGAUAGGGGCACAACCGAUCCCUCCGUGAAGAUCCGGAAAUCCGUACUGCGCCUGGACGCCUUCCUCGGAGAGUGGCUAUCGCCAAGUUACUUUGAGUUGAUCACCCCGCCGCCUGAGUCUGUCAUGAUGCUUGCUAGCGCCAAGGCAGACCUCCUCCGGCGAGAAGACUACACCCAUUAUCCCAGUUUCGUAUCGCACACACACUCUAACUCUCAGGGACAGCUUUGGAGCCCCACAGUCCGGACAAGCUCACCUUCCCCGCGCAAAGAGAGCCAGUUCAAUGGGUCGGGGCUCAUGGGAGGUUUUAGCGGGGAUGGACAGGCUGUCCAGAACCCGCCCGCGUCACCAGCGACGCCUGGUUACGUAUCACCUGUUCCUCACUAUGCCAUUGGCAACAACAACACCAUCCCGCCGGGGUAUGUUUCGCACGCUCGAGACGCCUGUGUCGCGGUCGACUAUCAGUGGGACUCCACACGAAGCUCGCUGGACUGGGGGGACGGUGGUACAUUCCCCGAGGAAUGGCCAGCCAUGCACAAGCGGUUCCGCGCUGGUGUGCAGAGUCUAGUGGACUGGUAUUCAACGGCAGAGAAUCCAACGCGACCGGUUACCAAGACUGUUACGAGGGAGCCCGCAGAUAGCGCCACGGAUGGCGAUGAUGAUGUGGAGGUCGAAGCUGUCGUCAUCCUCGUCUCCCAUGGAGCUGGUUGCAACGCUUUGAUCGGAGCCAUUACCCAUCAACCCGUCCUCAUGGACGUGGGCAUGGCUUCUCUGACAAUGGCUGUGCACAAACCGAGCAAAGAUACCUCGGGCAUCGGCAGGUGGCCCGAUCCACGUUCCUCAGACAAGUUGAGGGAUACGCCGCCUAUUCACGAGCUCUACGAUCUUGAGCUGUUCGCUAACACAGAUCACCUCCGGUCUCCCACAGAGACUCCAACUUCGUCGCGGCCUCCAUCCUUAUCAGGCGCAUUGCAUGCUGCCCGCAGCCGUCACUCAUCAUUCUCCACUUCGAUGGACAGCUUUUCGUGGAAUGACGGCCCCGGGAGCAGGACCUCGUCGGCAAAUAUCGCGCUGAGCAAUCUUAGGAAGAGCUCCAAUAAUGGUGCGACAGUCCCUCGUCUCUCGUUUGCGGUCAGCACCGGCGGUAUCACGGUUGGAAGUGGGGUGACAUCGUUUACGUCGACAAGACCUUCGAACCUUGGGCGCACUGGGCUUUGGUCACCGAUCUCGAAGCAAUUGGAAGAUGAGGAGGACGAUAUGAUGCUCUUAAACUUUGGUAACGACUCCAAGGCGGCUUCGACGAGUGGUCCAAAGGCCUCUUUGGUCCAGAAUCCUCCUGCCAGCGCCAAUGGUGAUGGCGCGCUCGACGGCGCGGCGGAUUCGAAAGAGCGGUCUCCGAGGCCUGACUCGGAACGGCUUGGCUCUGGGUCCAGCGGUCUCUGGGGCACUCCCAGACCGCCUGACGAGGCGGAUCGUCUUCGAGAUUUGAGCAGCCACAAGCGGCGGUGGACCGUCACCGAGCGGAGCUAGGAGCAUUCUCUCCUUGAUAAUCCGCCGCCGCCGUCUUCGGCUGUGUCGCGACGACCUUUUUAUUGGCUUGAUUCAAGCAUCGUGGAUAAUGACAUUUUGCAAACAGAUUAAACAUGUCUGUCUUUUUGUUGUGAUACUAAGCGAAGGCGCUUGAUCUGGAUCACUGUAUUUGUCGGAAUCUAUUGAAGGGUUACACUCGGUCUCUCUUGUUGUCAUUAAGGGUAAGGCGUACCAUGGGUUGUUACGGUAGUAUGUAAAAAGCGUGAUAGCAUCAAAAAAGCGACUCUAUAUGAGGAUCAGCCUCCUUCAGAGUUAAGAUGUGAAAUUACUUCC
Molecule: messenger RNA, 2658 nt
Organism: Chaetomium strumarium
Lineage: Eukaryota; Fungi; Ascomycota; Sordariomycetes; Sordariales; Chaetomiaceae
Exons: 2
Coding region: 379-2325 (648 amino acids)
Source: RefSeq, a predicted model, not a curated record